Messenger RNA from Cebus imitator (Panamanian white-faced capuchin), 2976 nucleotides. It is a transcript of the gene SLC27A4, whose product is annotated as solute carrier family 27 member 4. Gene Ontology annotation, cellular component: microvillus; endoplasmic reticulum membrane; plasma membrane. Gene Ontology annotation, biological process: medium-chain fatty acid transport; very long-chain fatty acid catabolic process; response to nutrient. Gene Ontology annotation, molecular function: long-chain fatty acid-CoA ligase activity; long-chain fatty acid transmembrane transporter activity. Lineage: Eukaryota; Metazoa; Chordata; Mammalia; Primates; Cebidae. The coding region runs from base 317 to 2248 and encodes 643 amino acids. The record is from RefSeq and is a predicted model, not a curated record. The transcript has 13 exons.
GCUGUAGCUGCGCUGCGCUGCCGGCUCUGCGGCUUCCCUGCCGCGGAAAAGGUGCGGGAGGCUGUACCGCGGACCGGCAUAGCCGGUUUGGGUUGCGGGAGGCGGGCGGGGGAGGAGCGCGGCGGGAGGGGCCGGGCGGCGGGCGGGGCUGGCUGGGCGGCCAGGCCAUGCAGGGCGCAGAUUCGGCUUGGUGCUGCUGAGACCCGGCUCCGGGCGCCCAGAGGUGGCUCAUGCCCCCAGCUCUCCCCACUCCGCUACUGCAACCCGAGCCACAUCUGGACAGGACGCCGCGCGGCGGAGCUGACGCCGGGCCACAAUGCUGCUUGGGGCCUCUCUGGUGGGGGUGCUGCUGUUCUCCAAGCUGGUGCUGAAACUACCCUGGACCCAGGUGGGGUUCUCCCUGCUGUUUCUCUACUUGGGAUCUGGUGGCUGGCGCUUCAUCCGGGUCUUCAUCAAGACCGUCAGGCGCGAUAUCUUUGGCGGCCUGGUGCUCCUGAAGGUGAAGGCAAAGGUGCGGCGGUACCUGCGGGAGCGGCAGACAGUGCCCAUUUUGUUUGCCUCUACCGUUCGGCGCCACCCCAACAAGACAGCCCUGAUCUUCGAGGGCACAGAUACCCACUGGACCUUCUGCCAGCUGGAUGACUACUCAAGCAGCGUAGCCAACUUCCUGCAGGCCCGGGGCCUGGCCUCAGGUGAUGUGGCUGCCCUCUUCAUGGAGAACCGCAAUGAGUUCGUGGGCCUAUGGCUGGGCAUGGCCAAGCUCGGUGUGGAGGCGGCCCUCAUCAACACCAACCUGCGGCGGGAUGCCCUACUCCACUGCCUCACCACCUCGCGCGCACGGGCCCUUGUCUUUGGCAGUGAAAUGGCCUCAGCCAUCUGUGAGAUCCAUGCCAGCUUGGACCCCUCGCUCAGCCUCUUCUGCUCUGGCUCCUGGGAUCCCAGUGCAGUGCCUACAAGCACAGAACACCUGGAUCCUCUGCUGAAAGAUGCUCCCAAGCACCUGCCCAGUUGCCCUGACAAGGGCUUCACAGAUAAACUGUUCUACAUCUACACAUCGGGUACCACAGGGCUGCCCAAGGCCGCCAUCGUGGUGCACAGCAGGUAUUACCGCAUGGCUGCCCUGGUGUACUAUGGAUUUCGAAUGCGGCCUGACGACAUCGUCUAUGACUGCCUCCCCCUCUACCACUCAGCAGGAAACAUCGUGGGAAUCGGGCAGUGCCUGCUGCACGGCAUGACGGUGGUGAUCCGGAGGAAGUUCUCAGCCUCCCGGUUCUGGGAUGAUUGUGUCAAGUACAACUGCACGAUUGUGCAGUACAUUGGUGAACUGUGCCGCUACCUCCUGAACCAGCCACCGCGGGAGGUGGAAAACCAGCACCAGGUUCGCAUGGCACUAGGCAAUGGGCUCCGGCAGUCCAUCUGGACCAACUUUUCCAGCCGCUUCCACAUACCCCAGGUGGCUGAGUUCUACGGAGCCACAGAGUGCAACUGCAGCCUGGGCAACUUUGACAGCCAGGUGGGGGCCUGUGGCUUCAACAGCCGCAUCCUGUCCUCCGUGUACCCCAUCCGGUUGGUACGUGUCAACGAGGACACCAUGGAGCUGAUCCGGGGGCCCGAUGGCGUCUGCAUUCCCUGCCAGCCAGGUGAGCCGGGCCAGCUGGUGGGCCGUAUCAUCCAGAAAGACCCCCUGCGCCGCUUCGAUGGGUACCUCAACCAGGGCGCUAACAACAAGAAGAUUGCCAAGGACGUCUUCAAGAAGGGGGACCAGGCCUACCUUACCGGUGACGUCCUGGUGAUGGAUGAGCUUGGCUACGUGUACUUCCGAGACCGCACGGGGGACACGUUCCGCUGGAAAGGCGAGAACGUGUCCACCACCGAGGUGGAAGGCACACUCAGCCGCCUGCUGGACAUGGCUGACGUGGCUGUGUAUGGUGUGGAGGUGCCAGGAACCGAGGGCCGGGCCGGAAUGGCUGCCGUGGCCAGCCCCACUGGCAACUGUGACCUGGAGCAGUUUGCUCAGGUCCUGGCAAAGGAACUGCCCCUGUAUGCGCGCCCUAUCUUCCUGCGCCUCCUGCCUGAGCUGCACAAAACAGGGACCUACAAGUUCCAGAAGACAGAGCUACGGAAGGAGGGCUUUGACCCGGCUAUGGUGAAAGACCCGCUAUUCUAUCUAGACGCCCAGAAGGGCCGCUACGUCCCACUGGACCAAGAGGCCUACAGCCGCAUCCAGGCAGGAGAAGAGAAGCUGUGAUUCCCCCCAUCCCUCUGAGGGCUGGUGGAUGCUGGAUCCAGAGCCCCAGGUUCCGCCCCAGAGGGGUCCUGGACAAGGCCAGACCAAAGCAAGCAGGGCCUGGCACCUCCAUCCUGAGGUGCUGCCCCCUCCAUCCAAAACUGCCAAAUGACUCACUGCCACCUCCCCAACCCUUCCAGAGGCUUUCUGUGAAAGUCUCAUGUCCAAGUUAUGUCUUCUGGGCUAGGCAGGCCCUCUGAUUCCCAGGCUGAGACUGACGGGUCUUCUCAGGAUGAUGUCUUGGGUCAGGGCAGGUAAAGGACAAGGGGUCACCAAGCCCUUCCCAGAGAGCAGGGAGCUUGUAAAUGGGAUCAGGGCAGAAGUCCCCAGGAAGUCAACAGAGUGGGCAGAGACAGUGGUAGCCAUCCAUUGGGUAGCAAGAGGAUCCUAGCCCCAGAGCUGCCCAAGUUCAUUCGGCUCCACUCCCACCUCCAGGAGGGGAGGAGAGGACCUGGUGUCUGUAGGUAGCCCUGAUGCCCCAUCGACAGCAGGAGGUCAGGACUGCACCCCUGGUCUCUCCCCACUCCCCCAUUCUCCUCGGGUGGCUGCCCGGCUGACCCUCAGGCAGGGCCUUUCAGUCCUUGUGAGUCUGUGUCAUCUCCAUCUCAGUCUUGGCCUGGCUAUGAGGGGAGGAGGAAUGAGGGAGGAGGGGGCUCAGGGACCAAUAAACUCUUCCUUGAGUCCUCCUA